AAACCCAAAAAGCAAUCACAUUCGUUCGUUCCAUGUUCUCCUAGCCCUUUUCUCUUUUUGUCUUUGAAAUGGAGUCAAAACCCCAAAUAGCCAUCAUGACCAUCGCCGCCGUUUUGGUCCUCAUCGUAUGUGCGUUUAACCCCUUUCAAUUUUAUGCUUUGCCCAUAUUUCUCCUUUACACAGUCUGAACCAUGUCAUGUGUCCUAUAUGUUUCGGGCCAACAGAAUGGUGUUCUGAAAAUGUAACUGAGGAGAUUGUACUAUUCAUGGCCUCAUGUAUUGUGCUCAACGUAGUUACUUUUUGAAAGGUUGCUACUUUGCGUGUACAUGAACAACCACCAUGUCACUAGCAUCUACAACAUCAGGCACCUCCCACCACCACUAUGGGCUACGUGUUGCUAUAAAUUCAUCACCCAUAUGAAUACUCCAGCAUCGCUCCAGUGAGAGUUCAAGUAAAAACUCUUUACAGGUCCACAUAUAUUGGUUACAAAUGACAACAACGUACAACAACCUCAAGGAUAUUGAGGCAUCUUCAGAGCACUUAAUAUUGAGGAUUAAAGUGAGGGUCGUGAAAAUAUGGUCAUUGUCUCCUGCUGAGCAAAAAUACGUGAAGCCAACUUUAGAGUUGGUGGUCAUGGAUCACGUGGGCGAUCGAAUCCAGUGCACUAUUAGGAAUGCUCAGAGGAGGCUCUUUGAAGAUGAGUUAUCAGAGGGAAAAAUCUAUAUCAUAUGUAACUUCUCAACUUCCUUGAAUGACUAGAAAUACAAGGCCACUAACCAUGCAUGUAGGAUAUACUUCAAGAGGGAUACUCAACUUCAGAUGGUACAUGAUCCAUCAUUUCCGGAGAAUGUGUUUCGUUUUGUUCCUAAUGAUCUAAUACUGAACCACACAAAUGCUCAGUCGCAUCUUAUGGAUGUUAUUGGUCUACUUACUGGCAAGAGUGACAUAAUUAAAUUUACUAAGAGUGGCAAGAAGUGCAACUACAUUGUUCUCGAGCUUGAUGACAUACAAUGGGAAAAGGCAAGAUUAGGUGUACACUUUGGGAGGAUUUUGCAACUAAGUUGGUCAAGCACAUUGAAGAGCAGCCAACAUCAGAGUACAUCCUCAUUAUACAGUUCGCUAAGUUCAACCUCUUUAAAGGUGCAAUGGGCAUAUCAAAUACCAAUCAUAACUCAAUUCUCUACAUCAAUGCGGACUUCCAAGAGGUUAAGGAUUUUCGCAAGAGUGUCAUCAUGGCUGCGGUUCCAUGUGCAAACCAACUAUCCCAAAUUGCUGCAGAUCCAGCAUACUCUAUAGAGGAUGAUCUCAUCAACAACUCCAUUUACAAACCCAUUUCUGAACUCAAGGCAUCUAUUGAGAACGGUUGGUGGUAUAAAAGUUGUAAGCAUUGCUUUCAUUCACUAAGGGAGGCUGAGGAUUCCUACUAUUGUGCCAAGUGUGCCACCUAUCCAACCACUCACACACCUAGGUAUAGCAUUAAUAUGAAGGUUGCUAAUGAUACUGAUACAGCUGCAUUCCUUCUUUAUGACAAGGGAGCGGCCAAAUUUCUUGGAAUCUCUGCCUCUGACCUGCGGCUUGCACAGCUAACCAGGGGUGGAGUAAAUGAGGAAUACCCGAUAGACCUCAAUUCCUUUAGGGGUAAGAAAUUCCUUUUCAAGGUUUCCGUCAAGAUGGAAGAUAUAAAUUCUUUCCAGCCUUGCAAGGUCAUUGUGAUGAAGCUGACGGAUGAGAUAUCUCUUAUAACAAAAUUUUUAGGAAAGCAUGAUGUAUACCAGCCAAACCUUGCAUUGGAACACUCAGAACUGUUGAGCCUGCAAACUGCUUCCACCGACACGCCAAAGGGCGCGAGUUCUCCUUCUGUUGAGGCUUUGGUGGACAACUCUAACGAUGCUUUCUUGACCCCCAAGAGAAACAUUAUUAGUGGUGGAUGGUCUAAGCAACUCAUUGAUCUUUAUCCAGACUCUGCUAAUGGAUCAUCAUCGAAGUGUAGAAGCUCGAAGAUGGCAUUCCCAGCGUUGAUAAAGUCUACCAAGAUUAGUCUGGAUAGAUUCUCAAUCAAAAUAUAUGGUGGACUAAUGAUCAAGCUCAAGUAUCAUAGUAUAUUUCCCAGUAUCAAUGUUGCGUAUAAUUAUGGUUUCGUGUUGUGUCCUUUAAUGAAGUGAGGUCGUUGUUUUUUUUUUCUUUAGCUAUGUCAUCCAAUAACGCAUGGUCUAAUGCAAUCAAACCAUGCGAGUAAUUGUGUGCAUGUAAUGCUUAUUAUGUAUGUGGGGCAAAAGCAAUGUGUAUGAUAUGCGCUUGCUUCUUAUGUUUGGUUCCUUUAAUCCAAUCGAGUGUGUUUGUUUAAUAA
Arachis duranensis is the source of this 2347-nucleotide messenger RNA. RefSeq lists its product as uncharacterized. Bases 1011 to 2162 code for a protein of 383 amino acids. The record is from RefSeq and is a predicted model, not a curated record. Gene Ontology annotation, biological process: DNA recombination; DNA repair; DNA replication. Gene Ontology annotation, molecular function: DNA binding. Lineage: Eukaryota; Viridiplantae; Streptophyta; Magnoliopsida; Fabales; Fabaceae. Gene Ontology annotation, cellular component: nucleus. The transcript is spliced from 12 exons.